Molecule: messenger RNA, 4565 nt
Organism: Propithecus coquereli (Coquerel's sifaka)
Lineage: Eukaryota; Metazoa; Chordata; Mammalia; Primates; Indriidae
Gene: SAMD4B
Product: sterile alpha motif domain containing 4B
Exons: 13
Coding region: 310-2394 (694 amino acids)
Biological process (GO): nuclear-transcribed mRNA poly(A) tail shortening; negative regulation of translation; regulation of mRNA stability
Cellular component (GO): P-body
Molecular function (GO): protein binding; mRNA binding; translation repressor activity
Source: RefSeq, a predicted model, not a curated record
UGCGGGAGGAGGGAGGGGAGCUCGCGGGCAGAGAGGGGGCGACGGCGGCGGCGGUGGCCUGAGGAGGCCCGGGCGGCGGCGGCGGCGGCGGCGGCGGCCGAGGCGGAGACUGGAGAGGUGUGGCUGGACCAAGACCUCCCCCAAUGUGAGCAGGCUUCCUCCUUCCCCCACCAUCCGUCACCACACCUGGGGACAUCUUCAAACCCUGGCCUUCAGGGGAGAGGUAACAGAAGCCCAGAGCCGGGACCAUGUGACGGCGCUGGCCCUCGCCACCGCCGUCCCCCUCACCCUGGCCCCAGGCCCGGCACCAUGAUGUUCCGAGACCAGGUGGGCAUCCUCGCUGGCUGGUUCAAGGGCUGGAAUGAGUGUGAGCAAACAGUGGCCCUCCUGUCACUUCUGAAACGGGUCACCCGUACCCAGGCCCGCUUCCUACAGCUCUGCCUGGAGCACUCACUGGCAGACUGCAAUGACAUCCACCUGCUGGAAUCAGAGGCCAACAGUGCCGCCAUUGUCAGCCAGUGGCAGCAGGAGUCCAAAGAGAAGGUGGUGUCCCUCCUGCUUUCUCACCUACCCCUGCUUCAGCCAGGCAACACGGAGGCCAAGUCGGAGUACAUGAGGCUACUGCAGAAAGUGCUGGCCUACUCGAUCGAGAGCAAUGCCUUCAUCGAGGAGAGCCGCCAGCUGCUCUCAUAUGCCCUCAUCCACCCGGCCACCACCCUGGAGGACCGUAACGCGCUGGCCCUCUGGCUGAGCCACCUGGAAGAGCGGCUGGCUAGCGGCUUCCGCACCCGGCCAGAGCCCUCCUACCACUCACGCCAGGGCUCAGAUGAGUGGGGGGGCUCUGCAGAGCUGGGCCCUGGGGAGGCAGGGCCAGGCUGGCAGGACAAGCCACCCCGGGAAAAUGGACAUGUGCCCUUCCACCCAUCCAGCUCAGUGCCGCCAGCCAUCAACAGUAUUGGGAGCAACGCAAACACAGGUCUCCCCUGCCAAAUCCACCCUAGCCCGCUGAAGCGCUCCAUGUCACUCAUCCCUACGAGCCCCCAGGCCCCUGGUGAGUGGCCGAGUCCAGAGGAGCUUGGGGCACGGGCUGCUUUCACCACGCCCGACCACGCACCCCUCUCACCCCAGAGCAGCGUGGCCUCCUCUGGCAGCGAGCAGACGGAGGAGCCGGGCUCCAGCCGGAACACUUUCCAGGAGGACGGCAGCGGCAUGAAAGAUGUGCCCUCGUGGCUCAAGAGCCUCCGCUUGCACAAGUACGCGGCCCUCUUCUCACAGAUGAGCUACGAGGAGAUGAUGACACUGACCGAGCAGCACCUAGAGUCUCAGAAUGUCACCAAAGGUGCGCGCCACAAGAUAGCCCUGAGCAUCCAGAAACUUCGUGAAAGGCAGAGCGUCCUCAAGUCCCUAGAGAAGGACGUGCUGGAAGGCGGGAACCUGCGUAAUGCUCUGCAGGAGCUGCAGCAGAUCAUCAUCACUCCCAUCAAAGCCUACAGUGUCCUCCAGGCCACUGUGGCUGCCGCUGCUGCCACCCCUACUGCCAAGGAUGGGAGCCGAGGGGAGCCACCGCUGCCAGGUGCUGAACCUCCCCUAGCCCACCCCGACACAGACAAGGGCACCGAGACCAAGGACCCUCCAGCUGCGGAGAACUACCCCCCUCCACCAGCUCCAGCUCCCACCGAUGGCAGUGAGCCUGCCCCAGCUCCCGUCGCCGACGGAGACAUCCCCAGCCAGUUUACACGGGUGAUGGGCAAAGUGUGCACCCAGCUGCUGGUGUCCCGACCGGACGAGGAGAACAUCACCAGUUACCUCCAGCUCAUCGAAAAGUGCCUGACUCAUGAGGCUUUCACGGAGACGCAGAAGAAACGGCUGCUGUCCUGGAAACAGCAAGUGCUGAAGCUCCUCCGCACGUUCCCGCGCAAAGCCGCACUAGAGAUGCAGAACUACCGGCAGCAGAAAGGCUGGGCGUUCGGCUCAAACUCGCUCCCCAUAGCUGGCUCUGUGGGGAUGGGGGUGGCCCGGCGGACCCAGCGGCAGUUCCCAAUGCCUCCCCGGGCCCUCCCACCGGGCAGGAUGGGCCUUCUGAGCCCCUCAGGCAUUGCGGGCGUCUCCCCUCGACAUGCCCUAACCAGCCCCAGCCUUGGGGGCCAGGGCCGACAGAACCUGUGGUUUGCCAACCCUGGGGGCAGCAACAGCAUGCCCAGCCAGAGCCGCAGCUCUGUGCAGCGCACCCACUCGCUCCCGGUCCACUCGUCGCCCCAGGCCAUUCUCAUGUUCCCUCCAGACUGCCCGGUCCCUGGGCCUGACCUGGAGAUCAAUCCCACUCUGGAGUCUCUGUGUCUGAGCAUGACAGAACACGCCUUGGGUGAUGGGACAGACAAAACCUCCACCAUCUGACGGGACCCACAGCCCAGCGCACCCAUAGGCUCCCCGGGCGGCGGGCGGGGGCCAACCCCCAACGGGCUUCUCCGCAGCAGCGAGGGUGGGCUGGCCCAGCUACACAUUCUAAUAUUUUUCUACUCUCUCACCCUUUUAACUUUUGUUUAACAUUGGCACAUGCCUUGCUCACUCCCAGGCCCGUCGAGGGAUCUCUGCUGAGGCCGGGGGAAUUGGGGGCAGCCAGGACAAAGGGGGCAGGGACUGGCCAGCCUGCCUGCCCCUUCCUUCUCCUCCUCAUCCCCACCUGGCCCCGUCCUGCCCCUGCCUCCUCCAGACCGCUGACCACCUGCCCCUCCCUGAGGGCGCAGACUCCCCCAGAGGCAAACUGACCACUACCUUGUGGAGCCUGCUCAGAAUCGUUUGACACUUGGGGCGGAACGAGCAGGGUAGAUAAUCUGCUCUCCAGAAUGCUGUCGAGAGGAGCUGGAGAGAAGGGGUGGGGAGAAGAACCUCUCUCUCCUCUCCACCUUCUUCCCCUUCCCCGUUCCCACCAUUCCCUAAGGACAGGUGCCACCUUCCUCUCGCUCACCCCCCUUUGCCCUGUUUUCCAGAGGUUCUCUACAAUUAAUUUCUUAGGCCUAUUUAAGAUACAUAUUUAUAUAGUUCUUAACGGUUUUUCUCUGAUCAUUCCCUGUCAUUUUUAGAAUCCCCAGGCCUCUCAGCCGAGACAGUGGCAGGGGGAGCCUGAACUUUUUGAGGGGAGAGGGCAGAGCCCCCUCCUCCAGACCAGACCCCCAGGCCAUUCCCUGUUUCCCCAGCCCUGGCUCCCCAGACGCAGAGGUUGAAGGGGGGCAGCCAGGGCAGACAGUGAGGUCAGGAAGUCUGUUGCCUUAACGUCCCCUCCCCCACCAACACGCCCUUCUCCGCCCCAGGUCUGCUUGGUGAAGGACUUGGGGGUAAGGAAUAAGGGAAAGGGGAUUGUUUGGUUUUUGGUUUUUUUCCCCGACCCCCCCCUUUUCUUUUAGCCUUUCCCCAGCCCCCCACUAUGUCAUGACCUCACUUAAGUGGAACACUAUACAUAACCCAGAGAUUCGUCCCAGCCCCAGAGUCAGACAGACCCUGCGGUCCCUAUUCCUAAUGAGGGGUUGUACUGGGGCCCAGGUGGAGGGAGGGGACUUGGGGGUUCAGACUGUGGGAAGCCAGGGUCCCCCCUAUUCCAACCCCUUUCUCCCCCUCUACUCAUCCCCCCCCACUGGGACAUUCUCAAGCUUUUCACACCGAAAAGGAAAAAAAAUGUUAUUUUUAGAUACAUUUUAUGAAUAACUUUUGUUAUGAAUAUGGCUGGUAACCAUUGUGUAUGUUAUUAAAGAUACAAAAUGUUGGGAAAAAACAAAAAACCAAAAAAAAAUUUUAAAGCCACCGCCCUCCUGCACUAUCACCCCAUUACCCAGACCUCCUUGCUCCUACCCUCCUGGUCAUGGACCUCCCUCCGCUCUGAGCCCAGGGAGGGGGAAGAAGCCAGGGGGGUAGGGUGGCCCUGGGGACCUGCCUCUGGGUCCCCACCUCCUCUCCCAGUGCCGGGCUGGGUGGGGUGUCAGGUUUAUUUAUGUACCUCUUGCACACUCAUCAACCUAUGCAAGUCCCCCACCCCGGCCCCUCCGUGUUUCUGUGCCUUUGCUCAUUCCCCUCAAGCUCCCAGGGCUUCUCUAGUCCCCCUCCCACUAGCUGUGGGAAGUGGGAUGGACGGGCCACCUCCUUUGGAAUCAGCAGGGUGUCCCUCUCAUGGGACCCUCGCCUCUCCCCAGCCGGUCCUGUCUUGUUCACACCCAUCAGGGUGAGCUGACUCUGCCUGGCACUGGGAGGUGGCGAGGGACGCCUUCUCACACGCAAAGGGAGGCAAGAGCUGUGCGCCCCCCUGCCCCCACCUGACAGCAGAGUGUGCAGGACGCAGGCGGCCCCACUCUGAUGGGCAGGACUCUGACCCUAUCCUGCUCCAGCCCCCACUCCCCAGGCCCUCCUCCGUGAUUUCACCCUCCCCACCCACUUCUGUCCCCAGCCCCACUGGCAGAAUCAGCUUUGAGUAACUGUACAGUUUUUCUCGCUGUUGGAGAAGACUUAUUUGUUGAGUUUCACUUGUUUAAUGGUCUGGGCUUAUUUUGGAAAAAAAAAAAAAGAGAAAACAAAAAGAA